AUGGGGGGCCCUCCGGCCGCCGCGGCCUCCACCUCCUCCGCACCCCCCGGGCCCCGGCGCCGCUCCAUCCGCCCGAUCGACCCCCCGCGUCAGGACGAUCAGGAUCAACCCCCACGCGUGCUGUCUUCCGAGCACGAAUCGACGUCCUCGCAGCACCAACGCCGCUCCACCCGCCUGAUCAGGCUCCGGCGGCGAGACGAUCAGCCGCCCCCGCCCCCGUCCCCGCCACGCGACUCCACGCCCCCGCUAGCGGCCGAGGCGGUUGCGCGUCCUCCCUCCGGCGCGCCAACUCCUCGUCGCUCGGUCCGGGUCCACCUCCGCGUCCGCGGCCUUCCCUCGGCGGCAUCUCCCUCCACUCCCAGGCGGCGGCGCAGAUCACCCACGGCUCCCCGGCCCAAGUCCAUCGAGGCGAAAGCAGAGGAGUGGGCCAAGGAGAAGGCGGCGUCGGGUUGCUCCCAGGAGGAGUGCGUCCUUCCUUUUCUCCGGAAAGGCGCCCCCAGGAAGGUUGAGUGCCUGAUUUGCUCAAAGAGUAUUCUGCCGGAUGAAAGGGUGCAAUGUUCAGUUAAUCACUGUGAUGUCACCUUGCACAAGUCUUGUUCUGAAAAAACAGACGGAUGCUGCCCUCGGCAUGAAGCAGGCCCUGCAAAUGACAUUAAGGAAGCCUUCCAGCGCUUACCUCUCCCAUACACCAACCAAGAGUUCAACAUUAAACCUUUUAGUACACAGGAUUUGGAAAAUGAGAGGGAGCCACCUCCAUAUGUACAUAUAAAGCGCAAUGUUUUUAUUGUCAAGAAUAAAUGUGACGGUGAUGCAGUUGAAACUGGAUGUGCCAACUGUGACCAUGACUCGACCUGUGAAAGAUGCCCCUGCAGAUGUUCAUUGGUUAGCUGCUCUCAGGCUUGUCAUUGCUCAGUUAAAUGCUCCAACAAACCAUUUCGCAGAGAGAAAAUGAUUGAGAUCGUUAAGACACAGCAAUGCGGAUGGGGCGCUAUUUCUCUGGAAACCAUUGAGAAAGAUGAUUUUGUGAUAGAGUUUGUUGGAGAAGUCAUAGAUGAUGCAACGUGUGAAGAUAGGCUCCAGGACAUGAGGCAGCGCAGAGAUCAGAAUUUCUACAUGUGUAAAGUCAGCAAAGACUUUAUAAUUGAUGCAACUUUUAGAGGAAAUGCCUGUCGCUUUCUUAACCACAGCUGCCAACCUAACUGUCGGCUGGAGAAAUGGCAAGUAAAAGGCAAGACAAGAUUAGGUGUGUUUGCUUCACAGACUAUUAAAGCAGGAAUGCCCUUGACUUACAACUACAGAUUCUCCACUUCUUUUGGUCCCGAGAAAGAAUGUUUCUGUGGGGCUCCAAACUGUCGAGGGAAAUUGUGA
Molecule: messenger RNA, 1368 nt
Organism: Panicum virgatum (switchgrass)
Lineage: Eukaryota; Viridiplantae; Streptophyta; Magnoliopsida; Poales; Poaceae
Product: histone-lysine N-methyltransferase ASHR3-like
Exons: 10
Coding region: 1-1368 (455 amino acids)
Biological process (GO): regulation of DNA-templated transcription
Cellular component (GO): nucleus; chromatin
Molecular function (GO): protein binding; histone H3K36 methyltransferase activity
Source: RefSeq, a predicted model, not a curated record